AUGCUAAAAAACAUUCACCGCUUCUUUAGUCAAGAAGUCUUUGAAUUUUGUAAAAUUUCAAUAAUCGGAGCAAAUGGUGGCGUGGGCCGCAGCCUGGCCCAACAGCUAAAGCAGAAUAAUCGUUUCAGUGAAAUUUGCCUAUACGAUAUCAGCUGUACGAAAGGCCUGGUUACAGAUCUGUCGCAUAUCAACACAAAACCUAAAGUUACAGGUUAUAGCGGAGCCGAAAAUUUACACGAGGCCCUGAGAUGUUGUGAUAUUCUGGUCUUGACAGGGGGACAGUCCCAUACGCCCAGCAUAACAAGUCGUGAACAAAUGUUUGAUGGCAAUGCCAAAUUAAUGGUGCAGCUGAUUGAGACCUUAGCAAAGGUUAGUGGAAAGGAGCGAGGUCCACCACAUCUCCACAUUGUUACAAAUCCCGUAAAUUCGUUGGUCCCACUGGCCGCUGAAUUGCUGAAGAAGCAUGGCAUCUAUAAUCCCCGUCGGCUAAGUGGUUGCACAAAGGUAGAUUCCAUGAGAGCUGCUACCUUCCUCGCAGAACUCAUGGGCGUAGAUCCAAGAUAUGUGCAUGUUCCCGUCAUAGGUGGUCAUUCGGAAAAGAGUAUUGUUCCUCUGCUUUCACAAUCUCAGCCGAAAUUUUCAUUGGACUUGGAUACCCAAAUAAAAUUGGCUAAGCGGAUUAUUCAUGGUGGCCAGGAAGUGGUUUUGGCCAAAAAUCACCAGGGAGCUGCCCAACUUUCUAUGGGCUAUUGUGUGGCACAAUUUUGUGAUUCUGUGGUUUCGGCGCUGCAGGGUGUCAGAAAUAUCGAAGAAGUUGGUUUUAUACCAUCGGAAAUAAAUGAAUUGCCAUAUUUUGCUUGUCAAUUCCAAUUGAACAAGGAGGGGGUUGGAGGUCAUCAGAGGCUGCCACCAAUGUUGCCAUUUGAAAUAGAACUUUAUAAUCAAGCGAAAGAUGAUAUUCGGGAAAAUAUUGAGAGGGCUAAGGAGUUUAUGGAGAAAAAUAAAUUGUGA
Messenger RNA from Musca vetustissima, 1011 nucleotides. Its product is annotated as malate dehydrogenase, mitochondrial-like. The coding region runs from base 1 to 1011 and encodes 336 amino acids. The transcript has a single exon. The record is from RefSeq and is a predicted model, not a curated record. Gene Ontology annotation, biological process: tricarboxylic acid cycle; carboxylic acid metabolic process. Lineage: Eukaryota; Metazoa; Arthropoda; Insecta; Diptera; Muscidae. Gene Ontology annotation, molecular function: L-malate dehydrogenase (NAD+) activity. Gene Ontology annotation, cellular component: cytoplasm; mitochondrion.